AUGGCCGACUCUUCCUCCCCAGGCCCUACUUCCACUCCCACUACCAAUCCCUCAUCCACAACUACCCCAAAACCACCCUCCAAGCCCCCAUCCCCUACUCCCCGAACUCCAUCUGCUCCUGCAGCAGCAUCUACACCCACCUCAAUCCCCAAGCCUGCGUCUCCCACCCCAAUCCCUACUAACACACCCCUCCCUACCAGCAACACCCCAGGCGGCAACCGCCGCAACAACCGCCCCGAAGAAGAAGCCGCCAGCGCCGCCAGCGCCAUCCUCCCCAACGAAGGCAUGAAGGCCCCCGGCGUGACGGCUAACCAGGAUGAGAAAUCCAACCUAAAGAUCAGCAUUCACUUGAACUUGCGGGCUAAGGUGAAGUUGGAUUUGGAUGCGCAGUUGUAUGGUGAUAUUGUUAUUGGGUUGUUGUAA
Messenger RNA from Aspergillus piperis CBS 112811, 423 nucleotides. RefSeq lists its product as uncharacterized. Bases 1 to 423 code for a protein of 140 amino acids. The transcript is spliced from 2 exons. The record is from RefSeq and is a predicted model, not a curated record. NCBI's taxonomy places the organism in Eukaryota, Fungi, Ascomycota, Eurotiomycetes, Eurotiales, Aspergillaceae.